UUCGACUCUGUUGGCCGGCAACGCGGACUAGACAUCUAGCUUUUUAUAUAUAUCUAUCCUCUUCAUUAUAACCAACGAAGAAGCGGACAUAACACCAGUGCAUUCUGGGAUCUAAAAUGAACCACAAUGGCGGUUAAACAAAAAGCACGUCAUGCCCUCACAGUUGCGAGUUUACUUUUAGCCCUUCUACACCAACCAUGGCGGACUUUCGCCGCAGAGCUGACGUGGGAUCCGAGCGGCUAUGUGCUGUACUGCCCGUGCAUGGGUCGCUUCGGAAACCAGGCAGAUCACUUCCUGGGAUCUCUCGCCUUCGCGAAGAUGCUGAACCGAACCCUGGCGGUCCCUCCCUGGAUCGUGUACCGCCACAACACCCCUCCUUACACCAACGUGCACGUUCCCUACAGUGAGUUCUUCCAGCUGGAGGCGUUGUCCGCCUACCACCGUAUAGUCAGUCUGGAGGACUUCAUGGAGAAGCUGGCGCCCAAACACUGGCCCCCAAGUCAGAGGACAGCCUACUGCUUUGAGACUGCUGCGCAGCGCAGUUCCGACAAGAAAUCUUGCCCCAUGAAGGAUGGGAACCCGUUUGGUCCGUUCUGGGACCAUGUCGGUGUGGACUUCGAUGCGUCGGUCCUGUAUGCUGGUAUCUCCUUCAGUGCCCACCAUCAACCUCAGUGGAUGAAGAGGUUCCCCCCCUUGGAGAACCCUGUCUUGGCUCUGCCCGGUGCUCCAGCCCAGUUCCCAGUGGCAGAGGAGCACGUGGGCCUGCAGCGCUUUGUGGUGUGGUCCAACAAGAUGAUGGAGAAGGGGGAGAAGCACAUAGCCUCCCUGCUGACCAGGCCGUACGUCGGCAUUCACCUGAGGAUCGGCAUUGACUGGCAAAAUGCCUGCAAAAUGCUGAAGAGCGGUGAAGCCGGGCCUCAUUUCAUGGCCUCUCCACAGUGCGUCGGCUACAACCGGCAGAAGGCCCUGCCUCUGACCAUGAACAUGUGCCUCCCCGAACUGGGGGAGAUCCGCAGGGCGGUCAAGCUGUGGGCGAAGAGGACCUCGGCCCGCUCCGUCUUCAUCGCCACUGACUCCGAAUCCCACAGCGUGGAAAUUGAAAAGCUCCUCAAGGGCAAGGUGAAAGUGGUGAGCCUUACACUGGACUUGGCCCAAAUGGACCUGUACAUCUUAGGCAGGGCUGACCACUUCAUUGGAAACUGCGUGUCCUCCUUCUCCGCCUUCGUGAAGAGGGAGCGGGACGUCCGCGGCCUCCCAUCCUCUUUCUUUGGCAUGGACCAGCCCGGGGUAUCGAAUCCCAAAGAAGAACUGUGAGCACGAGGGUGACGUCCCGCCGAGUGGGAGUGAGCAGAAGGCAGAGAGGAUUUAUACGAGACGCAAUGGUCCAUAAAGGCCCGUCUUUUGAAUGAGUUUUAGGCUGUGAGGAAAUAUGAUCAAUGCUGUACUAUUUUUGUCUGAUCCCUGCUUUAAAAUCCAGUAUGUGUUUUUAAGCCUCGACCACCCGUUUGUGUUCACUAUACUGAAGAUGUUUUUCUAGUCACAGAAACCUAUUUUCCCCAUUUAAUUUAGCUGCUGCCACAGUCUGCGUAAAGUCGCGAAAUUUAGCAGGAGCUCUGGUGAACCCGGGAAAAGAAGCGCAGCGGUAGCGGUCAUGUUCUCCCCCACCUGUCCAGCCCUCCUUGCCUUUCACAACUUGCGCUCUUUUUCUCCGCCCUCCAUUCCAAGGAGGGCUCAGUAAACUGAUCCUCCUCCACAUACUAAUUAUAGGGAGUAAAAAAGGAGACCCUCUCUCCCUCUCAAAUCAUCAUGAUCAAAACACUAAUUAAAAUAUGUAAAGUUUCACCAUUUUUUUAAGAGAUAGUAUUGUCAUUUGUGAAUGUCAACAAAUGUUUCAGGGAUAAUUUGGGGAAGAUGGAAGCAGUUGAUUUGCACAGGCUGAUAUGAUUAAGUGCAGGUGGGGAUGUUUGGCAAGAUAACUGCACUCAAUUUAAAGCUGAAUGGUUUCUAUAAAUUGUUUUCACAAUAAAGGGAUGCAGAGUCAUUUUUGAAUAACCAGCAGCCGGUCUCCCUUCCUGACUGGAAGC
Molecule: messenger RNA, 2084 nt
Organism: Pungitius pungitius (ninespine stickleback)
Lineage: Eukaryota; Metazoa; Chordata; Actinopteri; Perciformes; Gasterosteidae
Gene: pofut1
Product: protein O-fucosyltransferase 1
Exons: 7
Coding region: 127-1314 (395 amino acids)
Biological process (GO): regulation of Notch signaling pathway; Notch signaling pathway; protein O-linked glycosylation via fucose
Cellular component (GO): endoplasmic reticulum
Molecular function (GO): peptide-O-fucosyltransferase activity
Source: RefSeq, a predicted model, not a curated record